Molecule: messenger RNA, 2979 nt
Organism: Odobenus rosmarus divergens (Pacific walrus)
Lineage: Eukaryota; Metazoa; Chordata; Mammalia; Carnivora; Odobenidae
Gene: TRAF3
Product: TNF receptor-associated factor 3
Exons: 12
Coding region: 222-1928 (568 amino acids)
Biological process (GO): regulation of apoptotic process; innate immune response; regulation of defense response to virus
Cellular component (GO): plasma membrane signaling receptor complex
Molecular function (GO): zinc ion binding; tumor necrosis factor receptor binding
Source: RefSeq, a predicted model, not a curated record
CGGGGAGCAGGACGCUGCGGACCGCGGCGGAGGACGCGCUCGGCGCCCCUGAGCCGGCCGAGCGGGGCGGACCGCGGGGUAAGAGACUCCACUACACUCUUUGAAGAAGGAUAAGAUUGGCCCUGCUUCGCUUCUUUCUUUACCGAAGUCUCUUCCUCCCAGACUGAGCUUGGCUGUAUCUUCCUUACAGCAUAUGACACACGGAAUUUCUCUUUCCUAAAAUGGAGCCAAGUAAAAAGAUGGACUCCCCCGGGACCCUGCAGACUAACCCACCGCUAAAGCUGCACCCUGACCGCAGCGCCGGGACGUCCGUCUUCGUCCCUGAACAAGGAGGCUACAAAGAAAGGUUUGUGAAAACCGUGGAGGACAAGUACAAGUGUGAGAAGUGCCGCCUGGUGCUGUGUAACCCGAAGCAGACGGAGUGCGGACACCGGUUCUGCGAGACCUGCAUGGCUGCCUUGCUGAGCUCCUCAAGCCCAAAAUGUACUGCGUGUCAAGAAGGCAUCAUUAAAGAUAAGGUGUUUAAGGAUAAUUGCUGCAAGAGAGAGAUCCUCGCUCUUCAGAUCUACUGCAGGAAUGAAGGUGGAGGUUGCACAGAGCAGUUGGCACUGGGACACCUGCUGGUGCAUUUAAAGAACGAUUGCCAGUUUGAAGAGCUUUCGUGCAUCCGUGCUGACUGCAAAGAAAAAGUGUUGCGAAGAGACCUGCGUGACCACGUGGAAAAGGCCUGCAAGUACCGGGAGGCCACGUGCAGCCACUGCAAAAGUCAGGUCCCGAUGAUCACGCUGCAGAAACACGAAGACACUGAGUGUCCGUGUGUGGUGGUGUCCUGCCCCCAUAAGUGCAGUGUCCAGACCCUUCUGAGGAGUGAGUUGAGUGCACACUUGUCAGAGUGUGUCAAUGCCCCCAGCACCUGUAGUUUUAAGCGCUAUGGCUGCGUUUUUCAGGGGACAAACCAGCAGAUUAAGGCCCAUGAGGCCAGCUCCGCGGUGCAGCAUGUCAACUUACUGAAAGAGUGGAGUAACUCUCUAGAGAAAAAGGUUUCCUUGCUACAGAAUGAAAGUGUAGAGAAAAACAAGAGCAUACAAAGUCUGCACAAUCAGAUAUGUAGCUUUGAAAUUGAAAUUGAGAGACAAAAGGAAAUGCUCCGAAAUAAUGAAUCCAAAAUACUUCAUUUACAGCGAGUGAUAGACAGCCAGGCGGAGAAACUGAAAGAGCUGGACAAAGAGAUCCGUCCCUUCCGGCAGAACUGGGAAGAGGCAGACAGCAUGAAGAGCAGCGUGGAAUCCCUCCAGAACCGAGUGACAGAGCUGGAGAGUGUGGACAAGAGUGCAGGACAGGCAGCGCGGAACACAGGCUUGCUGGAGUCCCAGCUGAGCCGGCACGACCAGAUGCUGAGCGUCCAUGACAUCCGCCUGGCCGACAUGGACCUGCGCUUCCAGGUCCUGGAGACAGCCAGCUACAAUGGCGUGCUGAUUUGGAAGAUCCGAGAUUAUAAGCGGCGGAAGCAGGAAGCCGUCAUGGGGAAGACCCUGUCUCUUUACAGCCAGCCUUUCUACACGGGCUAUUUUGGCUAUAAGAUGUGUGCCAGGGUCUACCUGAACGGGGAUGGCAUGGGGAAGGGGACGCAUUUGUCGCUGUUUUUUGUCAUUAUGCGCGGAGAGUACGAUGCUCUGCUUCCUUGGCCGUUCAAGCAGAAAGUGACGCUCAUGCUGAUGGAUCAGGGGUCCUCUCGGCGUCACCUGGGAGAUGCGUUCAAGCCGGACCCCAACAGCAGCAGCUUCAAGAAGCCCACCGGGGAAAUGAAUAUUGCCUCUGGCUGCCCAGUGUUUGUGGCCCAAACUGUGCUAGAAAACGGGACAUAUAUUAAAGAUGAUACCAUUUUUAUUAAAGUCAUAGUGGAUACUUCGGAUCUGCCGGACCCCUGACAAGUCACUGGGGAGGUGGAUUGAGCAGAAGGCAACUCCUCUGGGGGGUUUGAACCGGCUGUCUCCACCGAGGUCCUCGUGCUCAGAAAAGGACCUUGUGGAAAGGAGGAAGCAGCAGAAGGUGGCCGCGGGCCGGCGGGAGGAGCCACGCGUGAGGACACACCGGACAUGUUUUCUAAUAGACUAGCAACACUCCACUCUGAAGAAUUAUUUAUCCUUCGACGUGAUAAAUACUGCUGUCAGAGAAGGUUUUCAUUUUCAUUUUUAAAGAUCUAGUUAAUUAAGGUGGAAAACAUAUAUGCUAAGCAAAAGAACCAUGAUUUUUCUUCCUUAAACUUGAACACCAAAAAAAAAAACACACACGCACACACAUGUACACACAUGCACACACAUGUACACACACACACACACACCUGGGAAUAGCUGGACAUGUCAGCAUGUUAAGUAAAAGAAGAAUUUAUGAAAUAAUAAUGCAAUUCUGAUAUAUUCUAAAAUUCAAGAGUGCAAUCUUGUUUCAAAUAUAGUAUAUUGUCUAUUUUUAAGGCCUCAUCUGGUCUCUGUUUUAAUAAUUUGUUUGUCAGAAGACCCUAAAGUACAACUAGGUCUUUUUUGAAAGUCUAAAUUCAGAAUCAUUUUUUAAUUUAAAGUUCUAAGAUAAUUGUUAUUGCAAACAUUUUAUUUUAAAACGUUGAUAGACUGAUAUUUCUUGGAAGAAAAUGUAAAAUAUCAAACACUGGUUAUCACUUGUGAUAGGAAAGAAACUAUUCAAUCUGCUGUUAUUUCUCGUUAGAAAUGUAAACCUUCAAUAUCUGUCGUAGUUAAUGACACUACUUCAAAAUUACUAUGAAAGGGAAACUGCUCAUGGAUGCUGUGCAUCAUUUUCAGAUUUAUAAUUGUUUUCACCCUAAAAUAGGGCAUUUGUUGAACUUUGGAGUUCUAAACAAAAUCCUGUAGGCUUUUAAAAUUCUGCCCCCUCUGUUCAGACACUCUCUCUAUUGCUGACAGCUCUGACCUUCAGUGUCCAGCGCCCGGGGGUGGGCAGGUGGCUCGU